AAUUUAACGCAUGAAACUAUAAAUAUUGAUGAGGAGAAUUUAACACACGAAACUAUAGAUAUCGAUGAUGAACAUGAGGAAAGAAAUGAUGGAAAGAAACCAAAAUCGAUAGAAGCUUCAGAUUCUUUAGAUUCGGCUUCAGAAGGUUCAGAUUUGACUUCAGAAGCUUCAGAUUUGGCUUCAGAAGCUUCAGAUUUUUUAGAUACAAUUUCAGAAAUAAACAGCCUGCCUGUCAACAGAUAUUUUAAUGAAGCCUCGAUAUUAUCAUUAGAACCAGAACCAUUGCCAAUGCUAAUGGAAGAUGUUAAUAGUUGCACCUCUUAUCUUCGAAUUUGGGAUUCUCAUUAUAUUUAUUGUAUAAGAGAAAUCGGAAACCAGAAUUACAAAAUAUUAAAACUUAUUUAUUCAUUAUCUGAAGUUUUUUUCAACAUGUUAAAGAUUUGUCAUCAAGAACAAGAUAAUGAAAAAGCGUUAGAGAAAAGUACAGAUUAUUGGAAGGGAGGGAUAUUAAAUCACGAAUGA
Messenger RNA from Racocetra persica, 522 nucleotides. The record is from the annotation of a GenBank genome assembly. NCBI's taxonomy places the organism in Eukaryota, Fungi, Glomeromycota, Glomeromycetes, Diversisporales, Gigasporaceae.